ACACGUAACAUCUAAAACAUUGUUUUGACUACCCGGGUCGAUAAAAAUCUCUCCAUCAGUAUACGAAGAUAUCCGCUGCUUUGUGAUGCCAUCACGGCACACUUGACGUUUAUACUCAAUACUGUUAUAUUGAAAAUAUUUAAAAUAAACGGAACCUGAAGAGUAAAGUAAAGGCAAAGACCUGGAAUUAUGUCAUCAAACGCGGAAUGCAAAACCCAAGAAGCAAACGAGAAAGGAAUAUUACAAAAGAUUAGUCGCAUCAUUACCGGUACUUUGGAGAACAUUUUCUACAGGCUUGGUAGAACUGUAGGUGGGAGUCCAUGGAUCACCAUUCUGGUAUCACUGCUUCUUUGUGGUGCCUGUAUGGCGGGAUUUCUGAGGUUUGAACAAGAAAGUCGUGGAGAGAAGCUCUGGGUCCCUCAGGAUUCCAAAGCUCAGGAUGAUAAAGAAUGGGUUGAAAAAAUGUUCCCGGAGGAAUCAGGUCAAGUGAAUUUUAUCCUUGAAAAAUCAAAUGUUUUAAAAGCCGAAGUGAUACAACAGGUAUUUAAAAUUCAUCAAGAGGUUAUGAAUAUAACAAUAACAUUUGAGAACAAGUCUCUUGAGUGGAAAGACAUCUGUUUCAGAAAGGGAGAUAUAUGUUCCCUUGCAUCUAUUCUGGAACUGUGGUCCUUUGAUGAAAAUACGAUAAAUUCGUUAAAUGAUGAUAAAGUAUUAGAAGACAUUAAUAACAGAGGUCCUUUAAGUCCAUAUUCUAAAAGCGCGUUCAACAUAGCCAGACUUCUGGCAGAUAUUAGUUAUAAGAAUGGAAGUAUACGUGGGGCGAAGUUUCUUAAAGCAUCGUAUUUCUAUGAACGGCUUCCAUCCUUGAUAGACCCGACGGAUAAUGUUGAUCCCCGCGGAGGGAAAUGGGAAGAAGCAUUUGGAAAAAUUGUGGAAAAGUACAGUGAUUUACUGUAUAUGACAAGAACAAAAUUCAGAGAAAUCUCUUCUGACGCUAUCGCUGGCGAUGUUAUUCUUCUCACAACGGGAUAUUUUAUCAUUCUGCUUUACGUCAUUAUUAUUCUGGGUAAAUUUACCAGAUUGGAAAUUAAGGCCUGGGUAGCACUUGGUGGUAUUAUAAGUGUAGGAUUAUCAGUCGGUGUAUCGAUGGGUCUCUGCAGUGCUUUUGGAUUUUUUUAUGGACCUGCUCACACAACGCUGCCAUUUCUUUUACUUGGUAUUGGCGUGGAUGAUCUUUUCGUCAUCGUUCAGUCUUGGUCCAAUAUGCCAGAUAAUAUUCAUAAAAGUGAAAGCGUUCAAGAGAGAAUUGGUUUGGCGUUGAAACAUGCGGGACCUUCCAUAACAAUAACGACGUUAACUGAUUUAUUGGCUUUUCUUGUUGGUGUAACAACGAUAAUCCCUGGUCUUCGGUCUUUUUGCUUCUAUGCAGCUGUAGGAAUUCUUUGUGAUUAUAUUUUGCAAACAACAUUUUUCGUAGCCUGGCUGUCAAUUGAUGCCAGAAGAGCUGACAAGCAUCGUGAUGGUUGCUGUUGUUGCUGCAUUCUUCCUCAAGAUUAUAAACCAAAUGAAUGUGGGGAGAAGAGUUAUUUGCAAAUAUUCUAUGAAAAAGUAAUUGGUUCCGGCGUUGUGAAACUACCAGUAAAGAUAUUUAUUUUCCUCAUUGUUAUCGCCCUUCUCGGUGUAAAUAUUUACGGUACAACAGAAUUAAAGCAACAGUUUGAACCAAAAUGGUUUCUUCCUCCCGGUACUAUUGUCAGGGAUUACAUGGACCUGAAUGACGAGAAAUUUGUCCAAGGUGGAUCACCCAUCGCUUUUUAUACAGGAUCGAUUAACUACUUCAAAGAACAAAAAUACUUGUCAGAGAAUACUAUCGACAGUUGGUAUGAAAAAUACAUAGAAUGGGCGAAUAAAAGUGUACCAGAUUCUGUGUACAAUACAAGCCGAACUAUCAAGACUGAGUCUCAAUUUUAUACCGAGUUGAAAAGUUUUCUAAAUAGUUCAAAUGGAAAACGAUUCACCAACGACAUCGUAUGGAAUAAACAAAAGACUGAAAUUGUGGCAACUCGGAUUCGGGCGUUUUUGAAGAUCUUGACGGAAACUCAGGAUCAUGUUAAGGCGAUGGAUAAACUCAGGAAUAUCAUAGAAAAUAUUGGCUUUAGUUCAGAUCCAAUUGUUUACAACAGACUAAUACUGUUUGCUGAAGGCCACAAGGUUAUAUCUCAGGAACUUUUCAGAAAUAUUCUACUCGCCAUGGCAGUCGUAUUUCUUGUAACUUUGGUAAUCAUUGCAAGUCCAGUGAUGUCAGUUCUGGUUUUCCUUUGUGUUGUAUUUACUGUGGUUGACGUAACUGGACUCAUGUACUUUUGGGGUUUGACCAUUGAUACAGUUUCAACUGUAGUAAUAAUUAUCGCUAUUGGUUUAUCAGUGGACUAUGCAUCUCAUGUUGGACACACAUUCUUGGUGAAAUCUGGAAAUAGAAAAGAGAGAACAAUAAAGAUGUACCGGGAUAUUGGUCCAGCGGUCUGGAAUGGUGGUUUUAGUACCUUCCUAGCAAUUGUACCAUUAGCUACAUCUCAGUCACACGUAUUUACCACAUUCUUUAGGAUUCUUUUUGGUGUUGUCGUAUUUGGUGUGUUUCAUGGCCUGUUUUUCUUACCAGCGAUAUUAUCAAUGAUUGGUCCAGCUCCGUACGAGUCUGCUAAGAAAAUGGAAAGUACUUCCAAAGAGGCAGAUUUUGGGAGAAAAGAAAGAAAUGAUAUUGAAAAUGUCGCCUCUCACUCAAACGAGGCAAUAGAAACUGGUACAGAAGUUUAUCCAGUAAAAAAUGGAGGUCCAUUUAUCCUCAACAAUAUGCAGCAAACAAAUAAUGAAACCCUCGCAGCAGCAAACGCUGGCGUUGACGCUGAGGGUGCGAAAGACACCAAACCUAACGGGAGGAUUUCUGUGGUGGAGAUGCAUUUAUAGCACAUUCUGGUACAUUAAUUUGGUUACUGGAUUAAAUUUUUAUCGGCCAAGAAUAGGCUACAACACUGCUCUAAAAUAAUGAAUAAGUAAUCAAGUUGACAUGAAAAUUGUAACUAUAUAGAGCAUGUUCCUGUAGGUUCUAGUCUUUUAGACACGAUAUUAGAUACAUGAAAGAUAUAUAUAUUUCUUACAUGAUAUUUAUGCACGAUCGAUGUGUGGUACGGGAUGUGUUCUUCCGCACAUUUCAUUGUAAACUUAUGGAAGAUUUUUUAGGUUUAGUAUUGCACUUCGUUCCUGACUUCUAAAAUUUUUUGUAAAGCUAUUGUGUGUACAUGGUUGGUAGGACAUCCAAGA
Molecule: messenger RNA, 3318 nt
Organism: Dendronephthya gigantea
Lineage: Eukaryota; Metazoa; Cnidaria; Anthozoa; Malacalcyonacea; Nephtheidae
Product: patched domain-containing protein 3-like
Exons: 24
Coding region: 190-2964 (924 amino acids)
Cellular component (GO): membrane
Source: RefSeq, a predicted model, not a curated record